UUGAGUUCUAUUCACGAAUCCUUAAUAUCACAUAAUCAGAACUAUUAAAAGAAGAGAGCAACAACAAUGGCUGUUGGUUCGAUGAAUGUCGAAGAAGGCACUAAAGCUUUUCCUGCAAAACUGACUUUUCAAGUCUUUCUUUGCUGUGUCAUUGCUGCUGUUGGUGGUCUCAUGUUUGGUUACGACAUCGGAAUCUCAGGAGGUGUGACGAGUAUGGACACUUUCUUGUUAGAUUUUUUCCCACACGUGUACGAGAAGAAACACAGGGUACACGAAAACAACUACUGCAAAUUCGAUGACCAGCUCUUGCAGUUGUUCACUUCGUCACUCUACUUGGCUGGAAUCUUUGCUAGCUUUAUUGCUUCCUAUGUUUCCAGGGCUUUUGGAAGAAAACCCACCAUCAUCUCCGCCUCUGUCUUCUUCCUCGUUGGUGCUAUUCUCAACUUAUCUGCCCAAAACCUGGGCAUGUUGAUCGGUGGUCGUAUUCUUCUCGGCUUUGGUAUCGGUUUCGGUAACCAGACCGUGCCAUUGUUCAUCUCAGAGAUUGCUCCGGCGAGAUUCAGAGGAGGACUAAACGUCAUGUUCCAGUUUCUCAUCACCAUUGGAAUCUUAGCAGCAAGUUAUGUGAACUACUUAACUUCCACGUUGAAAAACGGCUGGAGAUAUUCUCUCGGUGGUGCAGCUGUCCCCGCUUUAAUCCUCUUGAUAGGAUCCUUCUUUAUCCACGAGACUCCAGCUAGUCUCAUCGAACGCGGUAAAGACGAAAAAGGGAAGCAAGUCCUGAGGAAGAUCAGAGGCGUUGAAGAUAUUGAGCUCGAGUUUAAUGAGAUAAAAUACGCAACAGAGGUUUCGACAAAAGUGAAAAGCCCAUUCAAAGAACUCUUCACCAAUCGUGAGAACAGACCACCAUUGGUGUGUGGAACGUUACUUCAGUUUUUUCAACAGUUCACCGGUAUCAACGUUGUUAUGUUCUACGCUCCAGUUUUGUUCCAGACGAUGGGUAGUGGUAACAACGCUUCUCUGAUCUCUACUGUUGUCACCAAUGGUGUGAACGCAAUCGCUACAAUUAUCUCUCUUGUAAUGGUUGAUUUGGCCGGUAGAAAAUGUCUUUUGGUCGAAGGAGCUAUCCAGAUGACCGUUACACAGAUGACAAUUGGAGGCAUUCUCUUAGCUCACUUGAAACUGGUUGGUCCUAUUACUGGCCAUGCCGUGCCGCUGAUUGUAUUGGUCCUCAUCUGCAUAUACGUGUCUGGAUUUGCAUGGUCUUGGGGUCCAUUGGGAUGGCUUGUUCCGUCUGAGAUCUAUCCUCUUGAAGUGAGAAAUGCAGGUUACUUCUGUGCAGUAGGGAUGAACAUGGUCUGCACUUUCAUCAUUGGACAGUUCUUCUUGUCGGCUCUAUGCAGAUUCAGAUCAUUCUUGUUCUUCUUCUUCGGAGUAAUGAACAUUAUCAUGGGACUAUUUGUCGUGUUUUAUCUUCCCGAAACCAAAGGUGUUCCUGUUGAGGAAAUGGCCGAGAAGCGUUGGAAGACACACUCGCGUUGGAAGAAAUAUUUCAAAGACUAGAUUUUCUUUUUUCUUUUUGUUCCCCAAGGUAGUUAAUAACUAGAAGGUUUUAAU
Messenger RNA from Arabidopsis arenosa, 1617 nucleotides. NCBI's taxonomy places the organism in Eukaryota, Viridiplantae, Streptophyta, Magnoliopsida, Brassicales, Brassicaceae. The record is from the annotation of a GenBank genome assembly.